GUUGCACUGAAUUCGAGGAGAAUCAUCGCGGCAAACGAUACCUAAUAACUGUUUGCUUGUCAGUGUGCUGGCUGGCUGGUGCCUGGCUGCUGUCUGUAUUACAUUGCUCGGGGUGUUGAUGUGUUGGCGCACGAAUGAGCAUACGUUACCAGUAGGUUAUCUCCAUGGCGUGGUAUUGCUUACAAUAAUAUUGUAAUACUGGCAUCUUGCUAUUGUUGUAGUUGUUAUUAGCAUUGUAUGCAGUUGUUGCUUCCGCCACUCGGCGCCUCCAUCACCAAUAACCAAUAACACAACACAUACAAACAGCAACGUCAUCGUGGUAGUCAGCUCAGUUACAGGCCAUUAUUUGAUUUUGUUUGCUGACGGUUGCGACAACGACGAUUCGAGUGCUUCUCGCUGCCAGUAUCGCCGCGAUACGAAAAGCAAAACGAGUUUGGUGAAACGAGUCCGAUAAUUUACACGCAGGCGUCGCCGCAGCAGCUACGGCAACAACGGGAGUAACAGCAGCUGCCGUAUUGGCAGCAUCGGUAGCAAGAAGCAACACAACGGUAGCAGUGGCACCACCAGUGACAGUGGCUAUCACAAACGUAGAAGCGGUGGCAGUUAAUUGGCAUUCGCCUACUUGCAAAGCAUACCUACGCGUGGACGCGCAAUAACCCGUCGCCAAAGUAGCACCGAUCGGUUCGGUGUGCAGUGUAUAAACCGCGGCCGCAUCAAUGUCUUAUCCGGUUCCGAUUGCCUGAGAGAUCAUAGCUGUGUAUUAAUUCGCGACGCAGAAACGGUUCAGAUGAUAGCUUCAGCCUACAAGCAAUACUAGAAUAGCGGUACUGUGCUAUAAGGUGUGAUUUCGUGCUAUCGAACAGCAAAAGUGUUGGAAAUAAUUUCAGAUAAAUAAACAAAUUUUUAUACGUUCUAAACGUGCUUGUCACGAGUGCUGUGUGUUAAAAAUGAUAAAUUUUCUAAAUAUUCGUUAAACGAAAGUGUCCAUAAUAAAUGAAGUGUGGUGUCGAUUCAUCAGCUGGAAAUCGUCACAAUCGAUCCUACUAAUUUUUCAGUGUGUUCAAUAAAUCGAAUGCAAAGUUUGUGUGCUCUAAUUUACACAUGUUUGUGUAUAUUUUAAAUUUUACUUCAGACCGGUGUAAAAAAUCCAGAGCAUAGCAGAUUUGUAGUUGUUGUAAUAGUUUCUGUUACUUUUACCGCCGCUAAAAAUUGCGAAAAAUUCGUGGUCUGGAAUAGUAUGCAAAUUAGUUCACAGUGGAUUCAACGAAUAAAAUGGCCGUUGGACCGACGGAGGGCAAGCAACCUCCCUCAGAGACAUUCUCGCCCACACAUCAGAUUAUAGCACCGAGUCCCAUCCUGGCCGUGCCAACGCUCGCCUUCUCCGCCGCACAAGUGGAAAUCGUCUGCAAAACGCUGGAGGACUCGGGGGACAUAGAGCGUUUGGCUCGCUUCCUCUGGAGUCUACCGGUGGCCUUGCCGAAUAUGCAUGAAAUAUUGAAUUGUGAAGCCGUACUCAGGGCGCGAGCGGUUGUUGCUUAUCACGUCGGAAAUUUCAGGGAGCUUUAUGCAAUAAUAGAAAAUCAUAAAUUUACAAAAGCGUCUUAUGGCAAAUUACAAGCAAUGUGGCUCGAAGCCCACUACAUUGAGGCGGAAAAAUUACGCGGCCGAUCACUAGGUCCCGUGGAUAAAUAUCGAGUGCGAAAGAAGUUUCCUCUGCCACCCACGAUCUGGGAUGGUGAACAAAAGACACAUUGCUUUAAGGAGCGAACGAGAAGUUUGCUGCGUGAGUGGUACCUUCAGGAUCCGUAUCCGAAUCCGACAAAAAAACGUGAAUUAGCGAAAGCAACCGGCCUAAAUCCAACACAAGUGGGGAACUGGUUCAAAAAUCGGAGGCAGAGGGAUCGAGCGGCUGCUGCCAAAAAUAGAAUACAACAUAAUCAAAAUAACUCUGGACUCAUGUGCCGCAGCAGACGUCCGGAAGGAGCACCUUCCCCGAUUGCAUCAGAUACAUCGGACUCGGAUAUUUCAUUGGGCACCCAUUCACCUGUUCCUAGUAGUAUUCAACUACAACAUAGUCCCGGCUCCACUUCGAACGGUGCCAACGAUCGCGAAGAGAGCCUCAGUGUCGAUGACGAUAAGCCACGCGACUUAGCCACCUCCAUUGCGGCAAGUAAUUUGGUAGCAACAUCCACUUACGCCACAGCCGCACCAUUGUCCACCUGCUUGCCACCUUUCAAAUUGGACACUGCGACCAGCCUCUUCAAUGCCGGUUGUUAUUUACAGAGUUUUAGUAGCCUCAAAGAGAUGUCCCAGCAAUUCCCAAUUCAACCGAUCGUCAUAAGACCACAACCACAAUUGCCGGGGCAGGCGCAUGGCUUGAAUGGCAGUCACCUGCACACCGUCAUAAACUAUCCGCCACCAGGUUAUGCGGUGAAUUGCACUCCACCGAAAAUACGCGUCAAUUCUCCAGAAAAGCUCAAUUCGACAGCCAACAGCAUAGCGGCCACACUGAGCACGGUUGCGGCUCUGCAGGACACCUCUGCAUAUCAGCAUCAUCAUCAUCACAGCGCUCAGCUGUUGCACAGACCAUUCUCCACGUCACCGGAUUUGCCGCACAACAACCACAAUGCCGCACCGCCGGAGAUCACAUGAUACACCAGCCGUAGGCACCCGUACAAGCACUAAUACUGGAUACCGCUUUAAUUAAUAGAUCUCUCGCUUUCGCUCGCACAAGUUGGCAGAAAUUAAAUCGAGUGAAUGGAUCUGGAAUUGUAAAGAAUCUGUCAAUAACUUUUUAUCUUAAUCACAAUGAAUUAUAGUUUUGAGAAUUCAUAAGAUAAUAUUGAAUAUUUUAUCCCCCUUCUACCCUCUUUCAUUUUGUUAGACAUUGAUACGUAAACAAGGGAUCUAGUUUUCAUAUGCAUAUAUGUAAGUAAUUUCAUAGAUAAACUUUGGCGCUAACGUAUUUUCCAUUUUCUCUAAAAUUCCACUAAAUAUAUCAGUUUAUUAAAGCAUAACAUUAGUAUAACGUUAACUCUUAAACUGUUAGCAGAAUGUAUAGCUUCUAAAUAUUUAAGACGAGAACCUUAAUUUCCAUAAUGUUUUCGUAAUGUCAGAUGUAUUACAAGAAUUAAAGUUCCUGUGAAUUCAAUGGUUAUAUUUUCGGACUUCAAAUUGUAGUAAUUCACUUAGGUAAAUUCAGGUAAUAUUGAAGUUUCUACCUGAAUUGGUCAUACUCAUUAUCAGAAUAUUCAUAGGUUCUUCCUUUAAAUGUCCAAUCAAUUUUUACUUCAUAAUCGUCAAAAUGUGUACAUUUAAUAUCAUGGCUUUAAGUCUAAGGUAUUCUCCUCGCUAGAUCUCUAUUUAGUCAACCCCUAUCAUCGUCAUUUUAGAGUUUUCCGUCGCAUAUGUUACUAAUGAGAGUGCCGCUUGUGCUUUCUGCUUUACCUCAAGCAAUUUCGCCAAUUCAAUUGUGAUGAAAGAGACAGAGUAAAUCGGCAAUGGAUGUGGUGCAAAGAAUAUCAAAAAUAAUCGAAAACAACAGAGCAAUUAGUUUAAUUAAAAAAAAUGAACAAACUAACGUUGUUAGUAACUCAACGGCGGGUAGUAAACUACGCAAAAUCUGUAGAAUAUACCCAUAGAAGAAUAGAGAAAUUUAAGUAAUAUUUGUGUACCUUCCCGGUUGCAAACAUUUAAAAGACAAGAAUACAUACACACAUAUAAUUGAGUUUAAUUUUUACAAUUCACUGUACAGCAAACUUUCGUUUUCAUUCAAAUUCAAUAUGAGAAGGUAAAGAAACCUGAAAUGGAUUUUUGCAAAGUUGCGUUUGCAAUGUAAAUAAAUAUGUAAAUGACGGAGCUGGCAUUUCGUGAUCUAAUGAUUCCAAAAUAU
Molecule: messenger RNA, 3892 nt
Organism: Zeugodacus cucurbitae (melon fly)
Lineage: Eukaryota; Metazoa; Arthropoda; Insecta; Diptera; Tephritidae
Gene: Optix
Product: protein Optix
Exons: 4
Coding region: 1273-2652 (459 amino acids)
Biological process (GO): regulation of transcription by RNA polymerase II
Cellular component (GO): nucleus; transcription regulator complex
Molecular function (GO): DNA-binding transcription factor activity, RNA polymerase II-specific; RNA polymerase II cis-regulatory region sequence-specific DNA binding
Source: RefSeq, a predicted model, not a curated record